AUGUCAUCAAAUGAUCAUUCAAUAUUAAUGAUACCGGGACCUACAGAGUAUCAUCCUGAUGUUCUAGCCACAUUAGCUUUACCAUCGCUCUCGCAUACAUCACCACAAUUUAUUGCCGAAUUUAGUGAAUUAUUGGAAAAUUUUAAACGUGUUUUAGGUACAAAAAAUGGUCAACCAUUGAUUGUUAGUGGUAGUGGGACACUUGGUUGGGAUAUUAUAGCAGCGAAUUUAUGUGAAAAAAACGAUCGAGCACUUGUCAUCAAUACAGGCUAUUUUAGUGACAGUUAUGCAACAUGUUGUGAAACAUAUGGAAUCAAAGUGUGUGCAAAUCAAAUUGGUGCUAGUGUUGAAUUAUCAGAAAUUGAGAAAAAACUCAAAGAAGCAACAGCAGAUGGAGUCUAUAAAUUAAUUUGUAUUACUCAAGUUGAUACAAGUACAGCUGUUCUGAAUGAUGUAAAAUCAAUUAGUCAAUUAUGUAAACAAUUAUCACCAACUAGUUUAAUUUCGGUCGAUGGUGUCUGUUCAUUUGGUGGUGAAAGAUUUGCUUUUGACGAUUGGAAAAUCGAUGCAGCUAUGACAUGUAGUCAAAAAGCAUUGGGUGCACCACCUGGAUUAGCUCUGCUCAUGUUUAGUCAACAAUCUAUCGAUACAUUUCGUCAACGUACAACACCUGUACCUACAUACUAUGCGAAUUUAAAUAACUGGUUACCUAUCAUGGAUGCAUACGCUAAUCGUAAACCAAGUUAUUUCGCCACACCAAAUGUGAAUCUAAUUCGAUCGUUAAACACAAGUUUAAAAUUAUUGUUAGAUAUUGGCAUAGAAAAUAUUGUUCGAUUACACGAGGAAAAUGCUCAAAAGUUUCGAAAUAUUGUAAUAAAAUCAUUUGAUUUAAAAUUUGUGCCAACCACUGAUAAAAAUAUGGCUAACACUCUAUCGGCUAUUUAUUAUCCAAAAGAGAUGACAGAUGAGCAACGAACAAAAUUUCUAGGAUUAGUCAAAGAAAGCCAAGUGGUUAUUGCCGGUGGUUUGCAUAAAAAAAUAAAAACAGAGUAUUUCAGAGUGGGACACAUGGGCUACAGUGUGUGGGGUGGACAACAACAGCAUGUAGUUCAAACACUCAAAGCAAUUGAAAAAGCAUUGAAAGAAAGUGGACAUAAAAUUAAUGAGAUUGGAAAAGAAGAUUUUCUAUCUUUUUCUUGUAAAACGUCUAAAAUUUAA
This is a messenger RNA of Didymodactylos carnosus, 1218 nucleotides long. The record is from the annotation of a GenBank genome assembly. NCBI's taxonomy places the organism in Eukaryota, Metazoa, Rotifera, Eurotatoria, Philodinida, Philodinidae.